Messenger RNA from Ruditapes philippinarum (Manila clam), 3062 nucleotides. Its product is annotated as microfibril-associated glycoprotein 4-like. Lineage: Eukaryota; Metazoa; Mollusca; Bivalvia; Venerida; Veneridae. Bases 74 to 997 code for a protein of 307 amino acids. The record is from RefSeq and is a predicted model, not a curated record. The transcript has a single exon.
UCACGAACGUUUGCAAAAUAUAUAAACUUGACUUUGUAGCUGUUUAAAAAUAAGAUUAUUGCAAGUGUUCAUAAUGGAUUUGAUAAUAUUUUGUAUAGUUCUAACAUUUGGAACUGUGUUUUCUGCACCUGCAGGCAAUCUUUAUAUUCCUAUACUUAAGCUGAUUCCGAACGAUAACACUCAUUUGGAAAAUGAGUUGGAUAAUCAGUGUGUUACAAAAGAACACAUAAAUGAAAUCAUUGGUAAUCUGUCAAAUCAUUCGAAGGAUGCUAUAGGGAGUAAUUAUGCCACCAAAGCUGAUAUAGCCGAGUUGAAUAGAAAACUAGAUAAUAUAUCUGAGAUGAUCAUGAAACAGAUCAAUCAAAUGCCAAUUGACUGUGAAGAUAUUCAAAAAGAAGACUACCAAACAACUGGUGUCUAUACAAUAUACCCGUACGGAGGACCGAAAGGAAUAUCUGUUCGCUGCGAUAUGGAUACAUCGAUUGGCGGAUGGACUGUUAUCCAAAGAAGAGUUUCCGAUAGUAACUUUUAUCAAAAUUGGGAUAUGUAUGAAAGAGGGUUUGGUGAACUCGACGGAAACUUUUGGCUUGGUAAUCGCUUCAUACACCUGAUCACAAGUCAGGCAAAAUACGAACUUCGUGUUGACUUGGUGAGUUCUACUGGGGAAAUGGCCUAUGCUGAGUACAAAGAAUUUUCGGUUGGAGAUGUCUUGUCUGGCUACAGGCUGUAUGUUGACAAGUUUAGUGGUACGGCUGGUGACAGUUUAUCCUAUCAUAAUAGAAUGCCAUUUUCUACCUUUGAUCGGGACAAUGACCAAGACAGUAUUAACUGUGCUGUGGUACGUCACGGUGCUUGGUGGUAUAAAGAGUGUCUUCAUUCCAACCUCAAUGGAGACUAUGGUAACAGUAAGGCAUAUAUAGGCCCAAUUUGGUACCACUGGAAGGGAGCUACAGACCCUAUGAAGAAUGUAGAAAUGAAAAUUCGCCGAGUAAAAUAGUUUUGCAUAUAUUAUUCUAUGACUGAAUUAAAGCAGUAACUCAUCAUACUUUUAUGUCAUAACACUACCUGUAUGUUUGACCUUUGUGUUUAGUAAUAUAAACAUAUAUGAACGCUAAGUAGUAAAAUACAGCUUUAAGAGCAUUCAUUAGAUUCAUGUAUAAAUGCAUGAAAACAUAUUUUAACUACAAAAUUAAUAGGAUCUGGUAAAUAUUGGGUAAGGUCUUCUGCCCGUAUUGCGAUUUUCACUUGCUUGACUAGUCCUGUUAUGUCUUGGACAAUAGUGGGAUCAUAUUGUGAAAUAAUUGUUCACUUUGUGAUUUGGCUAUAUGGACCAAUUCUUUUCAAUUUUAGCUAUGGGCCAAUCUUCAAACAUCAAAAUCGCCGCCAUUUUCGAGAUGGCCGCCAAGAAUGUAACAAUAAGUGACACUAAAAAUACUGUUUGAUAAAUUCAUAAAUAGUUAUUAAAUUUAUUAAUUAUAUUUUGCACACAUAUAAAUCAGUGUUUGUCUCUAAUAAGAUUUGAAUUUAAUGCUGCAUUUAUUUAAAAUGUCUUCCAAAAUGGCCGCGAAAUGCAUAAAAAGUGUUUUUUUUUUAUGUUUCAAAGUUAUUCGUGCAUUCAUUACUUCUAUUUUGAUUGUGUAUCACUCGCAGUCAUAAAUACGUUUAACAAACCAAGAAUUUUACUAACUACCUCGUAAAUUAUUACUCAGACCCUGAACUGCGCCCAUAAGUCUAUCCUCGGUCACAGUCUCCACCACACAGACAAACAAAGAGCUGUGCACAGCAGGUCAUCUUCGAUACAUGUAUAGACCCCACACGACAACCAAUCUGGGUACUACAUCUUCACUUCAGUAACUCCUGACAAGACUCGAAUGCCUGUUGUAAUUUUGUCCAGAAAGGCUCCCGUGCAUUAUCCUGACCUUUCACCCAACACCAGUUACUUUGACAAUGAAGUUCGGGGAGGGCAAAAGCGGAACAUUCAGUUUAAAGAAAUCGAUCUGAUUUUAUUUUAUUCUAUUAAUAAAUCUUUAGGCCCCCGGCUAUGCUCUUUUUUAUCGGAGCUAAAAUAAUUUAACUGCGGUUUAAAUCAUAUUCAUGCGGGAGAUUAUUAAAUAUUUAUAAUGAAUGAAAUAAGAGCGUCCAAAGCAGGCCUUCACGCUUACACACAAGGGAAUUUGAGGUAAUUCACUGUCCCACAUUAUUUUAUGUGAAGCUGGCUUCACAUGGUUUUAUGUGAAGUUGGCAUACUUUACAUGCUGGGAAAUGUGAACUUGUACACUUUUUUCAGUGAAGUCUGAGUAGUAUAUAAUAUGAAAAACAAGAUCAACAAGGAAAGGCGGCGUUCAAUGAACGCAACCCCCAUAUGACCCAGCAACAAGAACCAAUGGCAAGGAGCCCAGGCGGACCCCAAACAUAAAAAGGACAGGGCAACGACACGUUAAUCAUUAAAUGAUAAAUAAUUUGUAACUGAUUAGGAAUUCAAAGAAAAUAAUAAUAGGCCCACAAAGGGGAAGGGGACAGGAUACCGGGGGAAGGGGGGGGGGGUUAAUCAAAGAAAUAAAAACUAGAGGCAAUGGGGAAGAUACUUACCGAAGACGAGAAAACAACAAGGGACACAAGCAAAAGUGUCACCAAAACAGUAUGAAACAACAUAGACAUACAUCUGAGGAACACAGUGGGGCGCCGCCUUGGAACGGUCAGCAGCAUAAUAAUGACUGCUGGGGAGUUUAAACCGGUUAAUGGUGCACCAAACCUCGCUCUUAGCCCCACCAUGUUCCUAUAAACUGACGUGAGUUCAUUUGCAGGGACACACACGUAAACAUCUUGCCAAGUACAGUUUUUAUUCAAUAAACAACAACAAAUCUUUAAGAUACUUAAUUAUUUUUUACAAGUCAUUACGAAGAAUUAUCAUUUUUGAUAGGUGAUGUUUUAAGUAUUGUGCUGUGUUGUUGACGUAAGAUGUUCUUAUAUUAAUUUCUCAUAAAAUAUAUUUGUGAUUGACUGUUGUAAGAGAAUAUAAUAAUUUGCGUUUAUCUAAUAAAUAAAUUUCACUUAUAAGUUUA